Messenger RNA from Mytilus trossulus (common blue mussel), 4538 nucleotides. RefSeq names its product receptor-type tyrosine-protein phosphatase epsilon-like. Bases 9 to 3236 code for a protein of 1075 amino acids. Gene Ontology annotation, biological process: protein dephosphorylation. The transcript is spliced from 26 exons. Gene Ontology annotation, molecular function: protein tyrosine phosphatase activity. The record is from RefSeq and is a predicted model, not a curated record. Lineage: Eukaryota; Metazoa; Mollusca; Bivalvia; Mytilida; Mytilidae.
CUUGGGUUAUGUCCCCUUUAUUAUUGAAAACAAUGGCCGGCGAUGGGAAACUUUUACUUGUGAUUUUAUGCUUAUUUUUUGUUUUAUCAGAUGCUAUCUGUCCCCAGGGGAAAUUUGGCUUUAAAUGUCAGUUCAAGUGUGGAUGUAAAAACGAUGUAACAUGUAAACCUUCAGACGGAAGUUGUCCAGAUGGUUGUAAUCCAAAAUUCUAUGGUCCACAUUGUCUAUUAUUUAAUCCAUUCAUAUAUGAUCCCCUUGGUAAAUUAUACACUGGAACUAUGAACAAUACAGAAUCAGGAAAGCCAUGUAAGCCAUGGACUACAAGUAUAUUCAAGCAGUUUUUCAACUAUACAGGCGGCCAGUUUGCUGACAAAUCUAUACCUGGAGCUGUUUGUCGUAAUCCAAAUAUUCCUGCUAAAAACAAAACAUCGCCAUGGUGUUUUACGAAUAUUAACACAUUGAAGGAGGAAAAGUGUUAUUUAUCAGAAGGAGAAUGUCCUGAUGGGAGAUUUGGCCCUAAUUGUGUAGAUGAAUGCCACUGUCAGAAUCUGGACCCAUGUGACAAACAAACUGGCAAAUGUGACCAAUGCUAUGAUGGAUGGAUUGGACCAGCAUGUCAGAAAAAAUGUGACGAUGGUAAAUAUGGACCUGGCUGUAAAGCGACAUGUGGGGAAUGUAAGGAUGAUUUGUGUGAUCAUGAGACAGGGCAGUGUCUGAAUGGAUGCAAUGUUGGCUGGAAAGGAGACCUUUGUUAUACUAAUUGUUCUAGCAAAGAAUAUGGAGAAAACUGUGCCUUGAGUUGUGGGGAGUGUUAUGACGAUCUAGAUUGUGAUAUAUUUACUGGUCAAUGUCCUGAAGGCUGUAAAGAUGGUUAUAAUGGAACUAUGUGUGUCCACAAGUGCAAUGCAAGCUGGUUUGGCAAAGGAUGUUUAAAACAGUGUGGUAAAUGUAAGGAUCAAAGUCCAUGUCAUCAUGCAGAUGGUGUAUGUUUAGAUGGAUGUGAACCUGGGUGGAUGAAUGCUGAUUGUUCCCAAAUUUGUAUGGAUGGUUGGUUUGGUCAGAAUUGUUCAUUAGAAUGUGGAAAUUGUAUGGGUGAUGUAAGUUGUGACAAGAUUUCUGGUCAAUGUCUAGGAGAAUGUCAAAAUGGAUUUACUGGAGAACUGUGUAAAUCUGCAAUAUUUGUAGAGGAAGAAACCAGUAGUGCAGGAACCAUUGGUGCUAUUGUGGGAGUGGUUGUAAUUUUAGUCAUCGUUAUAAUAAUUAUUAUUGCAUUUAAAGUAUGGAGGAGAGGUAAAUUCAGACACACCCUUCAGUUAAAUGAAACAAAAUCUUCCAAUGAUACAAUUGCCCAAGAGAAGGAGGAAGUCCUCCGCACAAAAGAAACAGAUCAACUGAUACAGGAUAAAGGUAGUGUUGAUAUUUUGACAGAGGACCCAUCUGAAAGCCUGGAUAACGGUUAUGACAUAAGUAAAGAACCUAUAUAUGCUAAUGUCAACACAAAGAAACAGACGUGUCCUAUUCAAGUUCAAGAUUUAUAUGAGUACAUCAGGAAAAAUAAGAUGAAUGAUUGUACAGAAUUUAAAAAGGAGUUUGGGGAAUUACCUUUAGGAGUGUUAGCAUUGUAUGAGGCUGCCAGGAAACCGGAAAACAGACCAAAGAACAGAUAUGGAAAUAUUAUUGCAUAUGACCAUUCCAGAGUUGUGUUAACACCUAUAUCAUCAGAACCCAAUUCAGACUAUAUUAAUGCUAAUUACUUGGAUGGAUAUAAGAGAAAGAAUGCAUACAUAGCUUCCCAAGGUCCAAUGAAAGUUAUGUUCAGAGAUUUCUGGAGAAUGAUUUGGCAAAAAAAUUGCUGUAAAAUUGUUAUGCUGACCAAUUUAAUGGAAGCAUGCAAGACAAAAUGUGAACAGUACUGGCCAGAUGAGGGAUCAACAAGUUAUGGAAAUGUUUCAGUAGAAAUUAUACAGACAACAGUAUAUACUGAUUUUACUAUUAGGACAUUCAAAAUAUCAUGUAAUGGAACUAGUCGAGACAUUAAACAAUUCCAUUUCACCAGCUGGUCUGAUCAUGGUACACUGACGUCCUCUACACCAUUGUUAUGUUUUAAACACAAAGUUGAUGCUUACAACAAAGAUAGCACAGCACCGGUUGUUGUUCACUGUAGUGCAGGUAUAGGAAGAACUGGUACCUAUAUAGGUUUAGAUUAUACACACGAGCAAGCUAAAGCAGAGGGAUUUGUAGACGUACUGAAAUGUGCCCAGCUCAUGAGAGCAAAUAGAACCAAUAUGAUACAAACUUGGGAACAAUAUAUGUUUUUAUAUGAUGCCUUAUUAGAAGCAGUUUUAGCUGGAGAAACAACAAUGCCUGUUGGAGAAUUUGAAUCUCGAUACCAAGAAAUGUGUAUUCCAAAGGCUGGAUUUGAGAUUUCAGCAUUAGAUAAACAGUUUGAGGUUGCUCAGAAGUUGUUACCAAAUAUAGAAAAUACAGAGUUCAAAGCUGCUUUAGCUCCAGAAAAUAUUGAUAAAAACAGAGUCAAGAAUGUACUUCCAGCUAACAGAUACAGGCCACACCUAUAUACACAGGUAGAGGGAUCUAAUGAUUACAUUAAUGCAGUAUUCUUACCUGGUUACACGAGUAGAGAUAGAUUUAUUGUUACACAGAUGCCAUUGCCUAAGACAGUAGCAGACUUUUGGAGAAUGUUAUAUGACUAUAACUCUAACACUGUCAUUAUGUUGAAUGAAUUUGAUAGAAAUGACAAGACAUGUGCCUUAUACUGGCCAGAAGAAUAUGGAUAUACAGUGUCUUAUGAUCCACUUAGUAUAGAACUUCUGUCUUCUAGUGAAUCAAACAAAACAAUUACAGAGAGGAUAUUUAAACUGAGUAACAAAAUAAAAAAUGAAGAUCGUGCUGUUAAACAGUUUGAGUUCAACUGGGGAGAGAAAAACAUUCCAUCAAGUGCCCAAGCAUUAGCCGAUUUAUUACGAGAGGUAGACAAUUGGACAAAACAGAGUGGAAAAGGACCAAUCACAGUUCAUUGCAUGAAUGGUGCAAGUCGAAGUGGAUUAUAUUGUGCCAUUAGUUUAUUAUUAGAGCGUAAAGAACAAGACCAAGAAAUUGAUGUGUUCCAAACUGUUAAAACAAUUCGCAAUAAUAGACCCCAGUUCAUUGAGGAUAAGGAGCAAUAUCAGUUUUGUUACAAGAUGGCCGAAUGUAAUUUACGACCACCACCACAAUAGUGCCCUAGAUCUGAUGUCAAACCAAAGACAGAAACUCUGUAAUCAAAAUCAGGUUCUGUGUUGCCAAAGAAUGUUCUAUUUUUGUAUGGUUGUUGAUUUUGUGUACAUAUUUUAUAAUCAAAUUAUACGUGUACAGAGAGGUUGUUAUCAGCAUUCAGUGAUCAAGUCUUUCCCAUGAAUUUUGUUGUGUAUUUUGAAGUGUCGAUAGCACACGGCUGGAGAUAAAAUGUAAAGUUGCAUGAGAGGAGAUUAUAUAUAUUAUAAAAUAUGUUUUAUGUCAUGUUUAUGACUUUUUAAUUUUUUUUUCUAGUGCAGUUAUACUACUUAAGAAUUCCAUUCGACGGAUCACCUAAAGAUUCAAAUAUUUAUCCAAUAAGUUUUCAUGGAUUUUCUGUCAAAAUCUGAGAUUCUAUAAGUUAUUGAUAUUAACAGAUUUUUUAAUUUUAAAUUACAUUUUGAAUCAUGUCUUUUAUCAGAAUCUGUCUGUUAAAAUUUAAUCUGUCAUUUAAGAAAGACAUUUAUAAAUUAAUAAGCACUUGAGUUCUAAUUACAGUAGAUCUGUAUGAUAUACAUACAUACAAAUUUCUUAUUAGUCAUUUAUGAGUGGGUCUCAUUGGGGUCAAAGCUUGAUGCGGGAUUGCCGAUUUUUUGUAAGCAUGACAAGUGAAAGUUAAAUAAUUGUCAUGAAAACGGGAAAUAAGGUCUAGCGGGACACGGGAAAUUACAAAAUACCCAUUUGCUUACGUACAUAGUGUAAGCGGGAUACAGAAAUCUGUCAAAACAGUAAGCGGGUUCCAGGAUCAGAACCCCCAAUGAGACCACCUUAUAAAAGAUGGAACCAUCUCAAUGUUUUUAGUCUGUACAUUUAUUGUUAUAUGUACUAAAACUUAUAUAUUAUACAUCUUUGCAAUUUAUAUGCAAUUACAAUUUAUAAAAAUCGAAUUAAUACAACAUCACUUUUUGACAUUCCUUGUUAAUUAAUAAUUCAUGUAUAUCUAUAUGUGCUUAACAUGUGCUUUUUAUGUGCUUUUUAUGCCAUUCCAUUGUGUAUGAUGAAUAUUUUUUAUUCAUAAGUGUUCAUUUAAGUAACAUACUCAGUUUUACAUUUUGGACAUAAUAUUUUAUAUAUAAGCAUACCACAGGGAGCAAAGAUCUGGUUUAAUAAAGUUAAAAGUUAUAAAUAAUGUAUUCAAAAGUUGAUUUAAUCAAGUAGGUUAAAUCUUAAAAAACAGGGUGCAAUUUUCUCACAUUAUAAAUAAUAAUUUAUUCAAUUUUUUUUGUGAUUAGUUUGUUUAAAUGUAU